AUGACCCCCACACCCAGCAAGACGGUAUAUGUUGCUAACUACAUUCCCUCCACCUCGACAUUCAAAGAUAAUAUAUUCGAUGGAAAGGUUCUAUUCUGUACAGGUGGUGGCAGUGGUAUCUGUCGUGGCAUGGUUGAGGCAAUGAUGAAACACGGAGCAAAUGCGGCAAUCGUAGGCAGAAAGCUAGAGCGCCUUACACUGACAGCAAGUGAACUAUCGGCUUCAACGGGUCGUCAAUGUAUUCCCGCGCAAGCAGAUGUACGGAGUCCGGAGCAGCUUCGUACGGCUGUGGAUACGACGAUAUCCAAGUUCGGGCGAAUCGACUUUGUGAUAUGCGAAGUUCUAUUCACAGGAGCAGCUGGGAACUUUCUGGCACCUAUCGAGAACAUAAACGAGAAAGGUUUCCGCACUGUGAUCGAAAUUGACACAUUGGGAACAUACCACACGGUUAAAGCGACUCUACCAUAUGUUCGAGAGCAACAUGGAUCAUACAUCAUGGUCUCUGCAACAUAUCAUUACCGAGGAAUGGCUUGGCAGGCCCAUAUGUCGGCCGCCAAAGCCGGUGUUGAUGCCCUUAGCCGAGUGCUCGCUGUCGAGGAGGGCCCACGCGGUGUUCGAAGCAAUGUAAUCGCCCCGGGACCAAUUAGCGGCACCGAAGGGAUGGAUCGAUUGGGUGCCAAAAUCAGCGAUAAAGACAAAAAGGCUUUGGGAUUGAUGGUCACUUCGGAUAUUCCUUUACAGAGGACAGGCCACAUAGGAGAUAUUGCCAACGCCACAAUCUUCUUGUUCAGCAAUGCUGCAAGUUGGAUUACCGGCCAGACUCUGGCUGUUGACGGAGGAUCGCUUCAUACCGAUGGAUAUCUUCUUCCUUAUCCUACGGGAAUCCUUGAUCCCGGUUCGUGGGAGAGAGCUGCACUUGACAACGACGCUAACCCCACAUACAACCUGCCUCCGAUGAAAGAUCUCAUCCUCGAUGCCAAUUUUCCUCGCACUUCAAGUGGCCGCGUGUACCAUCUAGGCUUGAAGCACGGGGAAAUUGCCAACCGUAUUGUGACAGUAGGGGAUCCAAAGCGCGCGCGUACCAUCGCCGCCUCCUUUGACACGUCUCCAAAGCCAUUUGAGCUCUUGAGCGAACGGGGAUUCCUUACGAUCACUGGCAUGAUCCACUUCCUUGAUAACGCCUCCUACACGUUUCUGAUUGCCUGUCGUUAUGAUUCCCGCGAAUGUCUCACUGGGGACAUGAUAAUCGUUCGCUAUGGCUCGUGUGGUGCACUGGCGGAUGUGCCUGUGGGGUCGCUCGUCAUCCCGGACGCUUGUGUAGCAAUCACUCGUAACUGGGAUUUCGACUUUGGAGGGGAUAGUGACCCGGAAAAGGAUAAAGAUGCUUACAUAGUGAGCAAGCCCGUUAGUGGCGAUCGCGAGUUACACGCGAAGUUGGUUGAGGUAAUCAACCAAGCUGCCGCAUCCAGAAGCGAACAAAUACUCGUGCUAGGUGACGUUGUUAACGCGGCCGCAGACAGCUUCUAUUCCUCUCAAGGCCGUCAGACGUCUUUCCCCGACCACAACGCCUCUCUGAUUGAACGACUUAUCGAUGAGAUUCCCCGUCUCACAACACUAGAGAUGGAGACGUUCCACCUUUACCACCUGGCUAAAUCAUACACUAAACUGACUAAGCGACUUCAAAAUCUGAGUGCAGGAUCUAUGGAAGUUUCGAUGCUUCAUCGUGGAGCCAUACGUGCUUCGGGUGUCCAAAUGGUAUUUGCCUCCCGGCCGACACAAGAAUUCAUCACUCCUGAUGAAGUGCAAAAUUUGGAAAGAUGGGUUGGCCAGGCCUGCCUUGAAGCACUCACCCAAUUCGAGAUUGCUGAAGAGUUGUUACACCCUAACGAAGGAAGCGUUUGGGAAUGA
Rhizoctonia solani is the source of this 1908-nucleotide messenger RNA. RefSeq names its product Enoyl-(Acyl carrier protein) reductase. The transcript has 18 exons. Gene Ontology annotation, molecular function: 2,4-dienoyl-CoA reductase (NADPH) activity. Lineage: Eukaryota; Fungi; Basidiomycota; Agaricomycetes; Cantharellales; Ceratobasidiaceae. Bases 1 to 1908 code for a protein of 635 amino acids. The record is from RefSeq and is a predicted model, not a curated record. Gene Ontology annotation, biological process: fatty acid catabolic process; nucleoside metabolic process.